AUGGUUGACCUUUUUCAAACUGGAUCUCUUGAGAAGGUGAUGGAAGAGCUCCCACAAACGAUUCCAGAUGCCAUAGAGUUCGUCUUUGACUUUGGAGAAGAAUAUCUCUGGGUUGAUGCCCUUUGUAUCUUACCAGACUGCAACGAUGACAAGCAGUUCCAGCUCUCGCAGAUGGACAGGGUUUAUGGCUCAGCAUUAUUGACCCUUGUGUCGGCGGCACUCUCUACAGAUCUUACAACCCCACAGCUUGGUCUUCCUCGCUAUCGCGAAACCACUCAAUGGAGGGAGCCAUGGAGGGAUCAGGAAGUCUUGCUUGUCCAAAAUCUUCAUCUCCUGGUCCCGUUUGAAUCACUUAUCAGCACAAUCGAUCACUCUCGAUGGAGCACUCGCGCAUGGACAUAUCAGGAACGUUUAUUGUCAAGACGGAUGCUAUUCUUCACGAAUAGUCAAGUGUACUUCCAAUGCUCUUGCAAUGUUUUCUGCGAGGAUGCUGAUGGUGAGGGCGUUCUGCCUUGUGCGUAUAUGACUCCAGUUGGCAAUCUUUGGAAUCCGGGAGCCCCUUAUUCUUCUGACGCUGCUGGUUGGCAAUUUGGAUCAUUACACCUGAGUCGACAACUGCAUAUCCCUGUUGAAUACGCUCCUCGCGAAGAUGAAAGUAUUGUCUGCUCUUACAGAGCUCGAAAUCUAUCGUUCCCCCAGGACGUCCUCAACGCUCUCAGAGGGAUACAGAAUAUCCUUCAGGAGUCCGUGGAUACAAAUUUCUGGUAUGGAAUGCCAGAAAGGUGUUUGGACAAGGUACUAUUGUGGACGCUGACAGGCCCUCCUGAGCGGCUGCUCAAAUCUACGGGUGAGUCUGAGCAAGGAAAGCUCCUUUCUCCAAGUUGGUCCUGGGCAAGAUGGAAUAGCAGAAUGGAAAUUGGCUCCUAUUUCGCCGAUGCGGGCAUUUAUGAUGUUGGCGGAAUAUCCGAAUUCCCUCAGAAUGGCAACCGCGACGUCCAGCCAACGCAAAUUCCAAGAGAGACCCUCGAACUCAACGUCAGGCCAAGGUCCGAAAUCGACGUCACUGGUGAGGACUGGGCAAAUCCGGAUUAUCUCGCCUGA
Molecule: messenger RNA, 1101 nt
Organism: Cladophialophora bantiana CBS 173.52
Lineage: Eukaryota; Fungi; Ascomycota; Eurotiomycetes; Chaetothyriales; Herpotrichiellaceae
Exons: 2
Coding region: 1-1101 (366 amino acids)
Source: RefSeq, a predicted model, not a curated record